AUGGACAACCCACGUCCCUACACCCCCUCUCGUAGUCAGAGCAGCGGUGAUGCGCCGCUGCUCGCAACGCACUCGAUCAAACAAACGGCUUCCGACCCUGUCAAUGCCGUCUCGCCGUCCCAGUCCAGGGAUGCCGCACGCGACGCUUUGUUCGAGGGUCACGCUGCAGACAAACAUGACGGAGCAGCGAGCUCGGGCCGACUAGACAAUCAAAAGCCCGAGGACGACACAAACAUUGCCCCGCCGAUCGCUUCAGGCACGUCUCGAGAGGCGUUCGCACAGCUUCAUCCAUCAGGCUCCAACCGACAGUCCGAGACUGUCGCCUACACCGCAGCCGCUGCCGCUCGAGAACGCAGCCUAGACAAGCACGGCCGAUUCGAGGCCGAAUUCGACCCAAAUGCACGCACUUCCAUCGGAUCCUCGGCACAGUCGCCGGCAACACUCCUCAAGAGCCUGCCGGAAGCAGCAUCCAAAACGCUCGAGACCACAAUCACGGCCCCCGCGCGCACUUUCGAUGCCAUCAAGUCAAAGCUGCAGACACCCAGCACAGCGCAAAAGAGCAAGAGCGAGAUCCCCAAUGCCAUCAGCGAAGUCGAACGCGACAUGAGCGGCAACCGCGACGCACCCGGCGCCACUGCAGAAAGCGCAGACGUCUCGACUCCCUCCCCUCCCCCUGCAGCAACUCAGAAGAAGCCCACCAAGUCUGGCUCGUUCACCUCCUUCCUGCGCGGCCGCAACAACGCUUCCAACUCUACCUCGACACUCAUGCAGCGUGGCCCCGGGAAGGAAGAGCUGCCUCGUAGCUCUUCCCUGACGGCGCGCAAGUCGCUGCGUAAGAAGGGCGCAUUGCAGGAAGCAUCGACCAACGGCGGCCAUUCAGAUGUUCACGAGGAGCAGGAAGAGGACGAGGAGGUCGUUCGUCAGAGGAUCAGGGAUCAGCAGAAGCGUCUCGAGGACUUGGAAGAGGCGCAGACGCUCGGUCUGCUUCGUACUCAGAAGGAGGCCGGCAUCGAGCCUCCGCCUUCUCUCGCAUCCCCCACCAAGCCUUCGAAGCUGAUCGGACUGCCUCGCUUUGGCCACUUCAACGGCUCGCCAAACGCUGCGGACGACGAGUCGGACCAUGCCGAGGGCUCGUCGUCGCGCAGGAGCAGCUUUCAUCUUCGCAGAGGCCGUAGAAUGGAGCGAGACCAGUCCGACGCGACCGCAAAGGUCGAUAACGACGGACAUGCAUCCGACUCGGAAGGCCUUCGUCGAGCCAACUCCGAAAAGGUCAAACACGGCCGUACUUCCAGUCGCGGCCACAGUACACCAGCACGCUCCGCUUCGGCCUCCCGUGCGGGGCGCAGCCGAAGCAGACGACGCGACGACGACCAGGCUCACACUCCUCGCCGAGCCGGCUCUGGCAAGUUCGGGCCGCCCCGCCGCUCAUCGACCACAUGGGCCUCGAAGCUUCGCACCAAGAUCCCCAUCAAAGAGUUCCCGCUCCAGGGAAGCGGGCGCGAGUCGGAGUUCAAUCAGGAAUGCCCCAUCUGGGCCCGUCAGCCGUACAAGUAUCUCUACUUCACCUAUUUUGGCCUCAGCGUCGGCUUCUACUACCUUCCACGCUGGGCGCUCUCGUCCACGAUCCCCUCGCAUCGCGGACGCCGCGACUGGAGCUGGAAGAAGGCAACCAUGGUCAAACUCUACCGCCACGGCACGCAGCUCACCUUUCGCACGCGCACCAGUCUCGGACGCGAUCUGCAGAAGGAGGUUCCGCACAGUAAGACGGUGCGCUGCAAAUUUACCUGGGUCGAGCCGGUGGCAGACGACGACGUGAGGGGCGAGCUCAGGCGCGCCAUGCUCGCGCAAAAAGUGGACCCGCAACGCACGUGCGGCUUCUGGUACGGAGAUGUGCCGGAGCACGCUCGACAUUGCAAACGCCGCCGCAACGGCUCGGCCAAUCAGUCGGGCGGGGGAACGCCCGACGGCGGCACAGCUGCCCAGGAGCAAAGCGACCCCAUGCAAGAAUCCAUGGCGAGCCUUGGAGGUGCUUCGCAGCGCACGGCCCAGAGCGACCUAUGCUGUGGCGUGGGUCGGCCGGCCGAGCCCGGCGAGAAGGUGCUCUACCACUUACACGGGGGCGCGUACUGGAUCGGAACCGCGCACGAAAAGGACGUCACUGCGGCGGUCAACACCGAGAGCCUGAGGUACAUGGCAGAGAUCUACAAGCAGCGCGAGGCGGAGCAGAAGAAGACGUCGGAGCAAGCCAACGGUGCCUCGGCAUCGCCUGGAUCCGAGUCGCAAUCGGGCGCGUCCGCUUCGGCGUACGACGGCAAGCUGCUGCGGUCGUUCAGUCUAGACUACCGACUGUGCGUGCCCGGUCGUCCUCGCUCGGGCUCGUAUCCUGCGGCGCUUCUGGACGCGCUCAGCGGCUACCUAUACCUCGUGCGUGACCUCGGCUUUGAUCCCGAAAACGUCAUCAUCGCCGGCGACAGUGCGGGCGGCAACCUGGCACUGGCGCUGUGCCGGUACCUGCGCGACGAGCGCGGCGAGGUGGCGUCGAUGCCUGGUGCGCUGCUGCUCAUGUCGCCAUGGGUCGACAUCUCGCGUUCGCACUCGGGACCGACGCGCGCACCCAACCUCGACUCGACGGUCUACACCAAUCAGAAGUCGGACAUCAUCAGCAGCAUGCUCGCCUUCCGCAACACGGCGGUCUCGGCGUUCCUGGGCGAUCUUCCCGCGCGCGAGACGUAUCGCAAUCCGUACAUGUCGCCCGUCUCGCUGCAGCUGCCGCUCGAGCGCGGUGGGAGUGCACCGCACUACGGAUUCCACGGCUUUCCCAAGCGCAUCUACAUCACGAGCGGAUCAGCCGAGAUCUCGUAUGAUCAGCAUCUGACGCUGGCGCACCGGCUCGCAGCAGGCACCAAGAAGGGCCGACCGGUGUAUGCGGGCGACCGGCUGUCGGCGGGAUGCAAUGCGGUCGAGAUGGCCGAACGCAGGGAUCGUCCGAGGCCAAAGGAGAUGCUGGAUGUCGAGCAGGACGCCAUCACCAACACGCCGCUAGACGAGCUACAUGGCUUGCACCUUGAGCCACCGACCAGCGACGACGCCGCGCACAAGCCGCAAUCACCAGCAGCGGGUGGCAAGGAGCGAUUUGCAGCAUCGCCGCCGCCCGAGCCAGAGGGCAAGGAGGAGCGCGUGGUGAUCUUUGACGAGGUCAAGGACGCGGUGCACGACUACCUGCUCUUCAAGUGGUUUGAGCCCGAACGCUCCAACACGUGGCGCCGCGUGGCAAAAUGGAUCGACGAGGCUUGA
This is a messenger RNA of Moesziomyces aphidis, 3294 nucleotides long. The record is from the annotation of a GenBank genome assembly. Lineage: Eukaryota; Fungi; Basidiomycota; Ustilaginomycetes; Ustilaginales; Ustilaginaceae.